AUGCACCACCGCCUCACCACCCUCCUCACCCUCCUCCUCCCGACGGCCCGAGCCUGCAUCCUCUUCAACGCCACCCUGCACUACGGCGCCAAAACCGCCAACACAGCCGCCGGAGCAAUCGCAGUCCUCAACCAACCCAGCGCCUCCAAAGCCCGCGACCUCCGACUAGACCUAAGUCUCUGGGACGACACGAACAACGAUUUCGUCGUCGACGCACUCAAAGACUCCUUCUGCAGCGGCACCGACCUCGUUCCCUACGAAGAUAAUUCCUGGGUCGUACCCUGCACUCCGGCAGAACGAGGCGUGGAAUUGGAUGUUCAUUGGGAUCCGGAUAUUACCGAGGGUGGCGUGCUGGUGAAUGUGUUGAAGUAUAAUAAUCCGAGAGUGCAGGCUGAACAGAAUAAUGAUCCGCAGAAGGAUUUGGUGUAUACGUUUCAGGUGCUGAGUAAGGAGGAAAAGGGAGAGUUUUUUGAGGCGAGUAUUUUUUGUAAUGAUUGUAAGGAUGAGAGUGGACAGGGGGUCAAGUGUUGA
Molecule: messenger RNA, 531 nt
Organism: Sphaerulina musiva SO2202
Lineage: Eukaryota; Fungi; Ascomycota; Dothideomycetes; Mycosphaerellales; Mycosphaerellaceae
Exons: 1
Coding region: 1-531 (176 amino acids)
Source: RefSeq, a predicted model, not a curated record